Molecule: messenger RNA, 1218 nt
Organism: Emiliania huxleyi CCMP1516
Lineage: Eukaryota; Haptophyta; Isochrysidales; Noelaerhabdaceae
Exons: 2
Coding region: 1-1218 (405 amino acids)
Source: RefSeq, a predicted model, not a curated record
AUGAAUGCACAAAAGCCUCUGUCAAAGUGGACGCCCGCCUCGCCGGUGGAGCCCACUGCGCCGUGGACCUCUGCUGGGUGCAGCGCUGGCGGCGCCACGCUCUUUGUGAGCACGCACCAGGCGCUGCUGACGCUCGGCGCGGCCGCCAGCGGUGACGGCUGCGUCUCACGGGUCUCCAACUCGUUUGGUCACUAUUAUGGUGCGGCGCCCGUGGCCGCCUUGCAGGCGGCCGGCGCGGGCUCGACUCGCGCACUGCUCGUCGGCUCGCAGGGCCGCCUCUCGCGGCCGAGGAGGGCGGCUCGUCGCUCGCUGGCCGCAGGGAGGCCGAGCCCACGCAACGCGUCUGCCGCGCCGCCGGGGCUGCAGGACGCGCUCCUCCUGCUGGACCCGGAGGCGCGGUCGGUGCUCGGCUGGUGGGCGCUGCCGACGGUGUACCUGCACGACUCUGUGCUCAGCGGCUCUGACCUCUUCUCCGUCGACACGGACAGCGGUCGCGUGCUCCGCUUCCGCGUCUCGGCCGGCACAGCCGCGGCUCCGAUGCCUCCGUCGGCGCUGCCCCUGUCAGAGGGAGGGUGGGCGGCGGUGGAGCACGUGCGCAGCUACGAGAGCAGCGGCGCGCCGCGCGCAGCGCACGCCAACGGCCUCACGCUCGGGCUGGGCCGGCUGUGGGUGAUGCACAACAACCUGGCCUCUCGCUCUGCGGUGCAGCUCGUCGACGCCGCCUCGGGCGCGCUCGGCGCUCGGCUGCCGCUCGGCGGAGCAAACUGCCACAGCCCGCUCUUCUACCGCGGCCGGCUCCUCUACCUGCUCUCCGCCUCCGGCGGCCUCGGCCGGCUCCACCCGAACGGGACGAGCGACACGCUCUGGGCGGCGGGCGCCCGCUACUUCUCAAAGGGGCUCGCGGUCGUGGACGACAUCGCCUACCUCGCCGUCGCGCUGAGGCAGCGAGCCGCCGUCGAGCGGAACUUCGCCGCCUCCGAGGUUGCGGCCUUCGACCUGCUCCGGCACGUGCUCCUCUGGCGGCGGCCGCUCCCCUUCCCCGGCCUCGUCAACAGCCUCACCGCGCCGCGGGUCGGGCCCGGCUGCUCGUGGCGCGCCUGCGCCACAGGCGCGGCGGGCGAAGCCGCCGAGAGCCUGCACGCGCCGCGCGAGGCUGAGUGGGCGGCGGCCUUGCGGGCAGCGCCCACCCAGGGUGGCUUGUUUGGCGCACUUGGGUGA